CCUCCAAUCACAUCAGAGCGGUGGUGCAGCGGCUGCCAUGUGGCAGGAACCCGAGGCAGCAGAGAGGUGACGCCACCAUCUGACCAGAGUCAAACUGCCGUUAGAGUCUGCUGCUGGUCGUCCCUCCGUCUGUCCUUCUGUCCCACUGUCAGUCCCAGCACUGAAACAUGCUGACCGCCGUGAUUCUGCUGGCCUUCCUGCUUUCUGCUGCCGCUGCCACAGAGAAAGACAGCGCCCCCCUCAGGCUGAAUGACACCAAAGCUGCUGAAGCGUUCAUUGACUCUGCUGAAGUGGUGGUCGUUGGAUUCCUGGAGGGAGAAGACAGCCGUGGAUACAAGGAGCUGGUUGAAGCGUCAAAGCGUGUGGAGUCGGUGCCUUUUGCCAUUUGUACUGUGAAGGAGGCGUGGCCUGAGUACAAGAUCCCCUCAGACACCAUCGCUCUGUUCAGAAAGGCAGAUAACCACCAGGAGAAUCUCGUCAUCGCUGAGGCCAAGAAACUGGAAGCCGACGGUAUUAUAAACUUCGUGAAUGUCAAUGAAGUACGAUACGUCACAGAGUACAACCAAAUGACAGCAGUGGGCCUGUUCAAUUCAGAGGUGAAGGCGCACCUCCUGCUAUUUGCCAACAGGGGGACUAAAGAAUUUACUGAGCUCAAAAAGAACCUGAGAGCUCUGGCCCCCGACUUCACAGGCAAGUUCUUGUUCGUAUUGAUCAACGGAGCCGUCAGAGGCAACUCCCGCUCCCUCGGCUACUUCGGCCUGAAGACCAAUGACCUCCCCCGAGUGGGCAUCUACGACGGCGACUCUGACAUGAAGUGGCUUCUGCCUGAAGGAGAGAUCACCAAUGAGCGAGUGCGGGAGUUCUGCCAGUCCUUCCUACGAGGAGACCUGAAGGAGGUGAAGCAGGCCGGAGCGGAACCCAAAACCGAACUCUGACAGAACAAAGAGAAAAUAAAUUAUUUUACACGAAAUAAAUCAAAUUUAAGUUGAA
Messenger RNA from Cynoglossus semilaevis (tongue sole), 990 nucleotides. RefSeq names its product endoplasmic reticulum protein 27 (gene erp27). Lineage: Eukaryota; Metazoa; Chordata; Actinopteri; Pleuronectiformes; Cynoglossidae. The record is from RefSeq and is a predicted model, not a curated record. Gene Ontology annotation, biological process: response to endoplasmic reticulum stress; protein folding. The transcript has 7 exons. Gene Ontology annotation, molecular function: protein disulfide isomerase activity. Gene Ontology annotation, cellular component: endoplasmic reticulum. The coding region runs from base 168 to 935 and encodes 255 amino acids.